Molecule: messenger RNA, 1028 nt
Organism: Hyla sarda
Lineage: Eukaryota; Metazoa; Chordata; Amphibia; Anura; Hylidae
Product: cysteine-rich and transmembrane domain-containing protein 1-like
Exons: 3
Coding region: 166-486 (106 amino acids)
Cellular component (GO): extracellular exosome
Source: RefSeq, a predicted model, not a curated record
UCCCGACUGCGCACAGCCUCUUCGUCCACACCUUAGCAACCACGUCAUCACGUGACCGCCUUCUCGAGAGAACUAGACGUCAGGAGGCAGCAGCAGCAGCAGUAGUAGUGAUCGGCGGCGUCUGCACCACCCGGCUGAGAGAAGCGGCUGUGCCCUAAGCUCACCAUGAACUAUGAAAAUCCUCCACCAUAUGCAGGGGCUAAUCCACCAUACCCACCAUAUGGACCGCCUCAAGGUGGCCCAGCUCAGUAUCCUGGUUACCCACCACCUCCUGCUGGAUAUCAACCAGGGCAGCCAGGCUAUCCAGGGUAUGCUCAGCCUGGCUGGCAAAGUGGUCAACCUCCAGCACCAGUAUAUAUGGAAGCUCCUAAAAACACAGUAUAUGUUGUAGAAGAGAGAAGAAGAGAUAAUUCCGGCGAAAGUACCUGUUUAACCGCUUGUUGGACUGCCCUUUGUUGUUGCUGCCUUUGGGAUAUGUUGACAUGAAUAUGUAUAUUUUUAAGAAAAGCCAGAACACACAAUACCUGUACUUGCAUCUUGGUAUCUUGUUUUUUCUUAAAUUGGUUAAAAAGCGAUAUGCUUUAAUUUAAUUUGUAAUAGAUUUUCAUAUUUUAGGGCAUAUAACUGUCACAUCAUCUAUCCGGUCAGGGCACUUUGAUCUGCACUGUCUUAAAAAAAAUGUUUUGUUCAUUUGUGGGUUUUUAUGUUUGCCUAGGUUUAUGUCUAUUCUCAAAACUGAGACCUCUGAAUUAAACAUAAGAAAGCAUUACAGUAUGGACAAGAGACAUGACAUUUCUGAAAAUCUUACAAUUACUGUAUGUUUUUGCUUCUUUUGCUCUUAAGUUAUUACUGACACUAGUGUUUAAAAACACCAAAGACAGACAUUGUUAAUACCAUUUUGCCUUUACUAUAACUCAUAUAGAUAAUUUUUUUCGGAAUGUGUGAAAUCUGUGAUAGUUUCCUUUUACUCCUCUGGCAAAAAUAUUGUUACUAUGCAACUAUUAAAGAAUGAUCGCAUGGAAAAUCAU